Molecule: messenger RNA, 327 nt
Organism: Cutaneotrichosporon cavernicola
Lineage: Eukaryota; Fungi; Basidiomycota; Tremellomycetes; Trichosporonales; Trichosporonaceae
Exons: 2
Coding region: 1-327 (108 amino acids)
Source: RefSeq, a predicted model, not a curated record
AUGCCGCUCUACCCCACCAGUCCUGCCCCUCCGGCCAGUCCUGCCUCUGUCCUCAGCCACAGCCGGAAACAUACACUCACCUCGUUGGCAUCGAGUCGGUCGAGUCUUGCGUCGGUGCUAGAGGAGCCUGCUCCAGAACCAACAUCCUACGAAUCCACCGGCCUCCUACACUACCCGCGCGAGGUCAUCCUCUCCACUGGUGUCCCCGCAGCCUACCCAGAGCUAUGGGGGACGUAUACCCCUCUCGCAGCGCCGCGCCGGUCACGCCGCCGCCGCGUGGCGAGCUGGUAUACUCCCAACUGGGGGUGGGAACGGCUGCAGUUCUGA